Messenger RNA from Triticum aestivum (bread wheat), 3664 nucleotides. RefSeq names its product protein IQ-DOMAIN 5. Lineage: Eukaryota; Viridiplantae; Streptophyta; Magnoliopsida; Poales; Poaceae. Bases 2016 to 3308 code for a protein of 430 amino acids. The record is from RefSeq and is a predicted model, not a curated record. The transcript is spliced from 7 exons.
CAAAACACAUCUGGACCGCAUGGUCCAAACUGUUGCGGGCGGUUUGAGGGUUGGCGUUGGAGAUGUCUCACAACAUAGCCCGUCAGGAAAGAAGUGGAUUGCUCUCUCGGCAUGAUGAUGCUCAAGUGCCUAGCCCCCUCGAUGACCCAAAGUUUGGCCUCGCCCUGAAUAAGCUUGAGUAGACAGCAGGGCGGCAUUGAUUUCUUCCUAAAAUCUCUAGCGUUUCUCUCAUUCCAGAUAACCCAACACACAAGUAUUGUGAUGAAAGCUAUGACCUUCCAGUUUGCAGUAUUGGGUUUCGACUUGUUAAUCCACCGACUCUAUUUUUGACAUUGCCCUCCGUCAUCAUCAGUUUAUCUCUAGAGCCCCUAAACCCAACCAUUCGUUGACCAUUCGCCAAAUGUGCAACGUGAACCAACAUUUAAAGAAGAGAUGGGAGGAUGCAAUCAUAAUGUCAAAAAUCCUUCCAUCUCUUCCCAUCCUCUCAUCUCUUCUUGGGAGGGGGUAUAUGAUUAGCAUGGAGUGUUUGAUGCCAUAUGAAAAACAACAAAAUCCUAAAAACAGAUUUGAUUGAAUGAUAGACUUCCAAUGAAAUGUAAUACAUAUGGCUUCAUCCUGUAGGAUGAAUCAAACAAUCAACUUAGGGAAAAUUUCUAAUUAUUCUAGUCUACAAAAAUCCUAUAGACUUCCUCUAAACCAAAGGAGCCCUGAACGGGUAGCAAAGGUAGUAGCAGGCGACUGUUUAAAUUGACCUUGGUCGGUUGGUACUAAUGAUGCAGGCCAUUGUUGUACCGCCCAAUGAUAAAGCCUUUUUCUUCAUAGUCAAUCAGCUUUACAGUAGGAGUAAAUCAAGAAAAUAAAUAUAUGCAACGGAAUCCAGUGUACUACGCAUCGAGAGGCUACAGCGAGUGUGAGUACUAGCGGUUCUCAAAAGCUACACGUCUCAUAAAAACUCACAGUCCUGACAAAGCAAAUGCCGCCCCACACGCACUGUUGCGCUCCUACCAAAGUCCUUCGGCGUUUAUCACUUUGAGGAUCUCGUGUCAGCUUUCGCGCGCUGACGCAUCCAAGAUUUCGCUGGGUUGAAAUACAGACGCGGUUUCUUCAGUGUAUGUAACCAAUGCCAUGGCUAUAGUAGUGAAAUACAGAUGGCAAUGGCAGUGAAGAUAAGCUAUAGUAGUGAUGCGUAUCUCAAAGAAUAUAUGUUUAGAUUAAAGAGGAAUCACGCCGACCCUGAAAUCUUAGUGCCACAAACACAAGGCACGUGAUCAAUCAGUCCACAGUCUCAAACAAAGCCACUGACCAAAUCCAACAAAAUCCGCAGCAGAGGGUGACAAAAACACCACAGCUUUCACCCUGGGGAGCGCACGCCGUUGCUAAACUAUAACUCUAAACCCAGCAGCAGCAGCAGCAUCACCUUGUCCUAAAGCUAAUCAAAGAAUCUUUGCCUGCGAGACGCAGGCAGAAAAGAAUGAGAGGCGGUGAAAAUCUCAGACUCAGAAACGAGCAACAAGAAAGGGCUUUUGAUCCCGACAAGCGGGUGCAGAAAGCAAAACCUGAGAAUGAGAAAAGCGCCGCGCUUUUCUUUCUUUGUUUGUUUAUUUGCCGUAGCGGGCAACAGGGUAAUUUUCUUGUCUAUAUAAUUCUCGCCCUCCUCCUCCCUGCGGCUGCCACACAGGCAGGCAGCCGAGCCGAGCGAGCAAUAAUUCGCACCGGCACACAGGAGCGGCAGUAAUGGCCGCGUGGUGCCGGUGCCAGUAGCAGGCAGGCAGGCAGGGGAGUAGCGCCACUGCACUGGGCACUGCUGACGCUUCGAGCCCACGCUCUUCCCUCCACCCUUGCCCCUCCCUCCCGAAACUCCCUCCCUCCCUUGGCCUCCUCAGGCCUCCCAAUCUCGCAGAGCGGCGGCCGUCAUUGGCCGGCGGCGGUGCGCGGCCCCGGUUGUUUCCUCCGGCGUCAGGUGCCCGUGAUCUGGUUGUUGCAGAGGCGGCGAGGUGAGGUGACGCGGCGGCGCGAUGAGGUGGCUCAAGUCGUUGGUUGGGCUGAGGAAGGUGGAGAGGCAGCAGCAGCGCCGCAAGGAGGAUGGCGACGCCGGCCCAACAAAAACAGAUGCCGUCGAUCAGUUCCACUUCCAGGAUCAGCACUCCCAGGAUCACGCUAGCCUUGUCGGACCAGAAGAGUUCCCUGAUGAAAAUGGUCCGUCAGAAGAUGAGUGCGAUACACCUUCAUGCUCAGGACCUGGUUUCAGUAUGCUUAGUGUGCCACUGCCUCAAACAGAAGAGGAGCUCAAAGAGAUCUGGGCUGCCACAAUUAUUCAGACUGCAUAUAGAGCCCUACUGGCUAGGAGAGCCCGCCGAGCUUUAAAAGGACUGGUUAGGCUUCAAGCCCUUGUAAGGGGUCAUAUAGUGAGAAAGCAAGCUGCUAUAACACUUCGGUGUAUGCAAGCUUUGGUCAGGGUACAAGCCCGUGUUAGAGCAAGGCGGGUUCGUGUGGCCUUGGAAAAUCAGAUGGAUGAGCAACAAAAUAAUGUAGAAGAGCAAACGGACGAGGCACAUGUUCGAGAAGUUGAGGAUGGGUGGUGCGAUAGUAUAGGGUCUGUGGAAGACAUCCAAGCAAAAUUGUUGAAGAGGCAGGAAGCAGCAGCCAAGCGUGAGAGAGCCAUGGCCUAUGCCCUUUCUCACCAGUGGCAAGCAGGUUCAAGGCAACAGGCAGCCAUUACAGCUUCUGAACUAGACAGGAACAGCUGGAGCUGGAAUUGGCUGGAGAGAUGGAUGGCCGUCCGCCCGUGGGAGAGUCGGUUCCUUGGCAUGUACGCAGCAGAUGGAAUUGCCAUUGAUACCGGAGCGCACAAUGCUGAGGGAAAUGCAACCAAGGCUCCAUACAGGAAACCUGUGAAAAAGCAGGUUUCAGCUCUUCAUUCAAGUGUGUUGAUCCAGAAGGCCCGCCCCUCGAACUCGGAGGGUGGUGGCUCCUUGUCGAACCCGUCUGCCGGUUCGGCGUCAGCUAAACCGAAACGGAAGCUGCCACCAAAGGAAGGUUCUGAUGAAGUCUCGUCUCGUCUUUCGGGACUUGGUGCCCGGAGCAGUAGUAAUCCUAAGGAGAGGCCUGGGCAGUUACAACCUCGGGCCAACAAGAGGUUCUCCUUGCCUGGCACUGAUGCAGGCACAGAAGUUGGCAAACGGCAAGUGAAUAAACCUGCGGUGAACCGAUCCCCCAAGGCUACCGAAGACUCCCCAGCGCUGGAAGGGAAGCAUCGCCGUGCCGGUUCCGUUGGUCUGCUGCUCAAGAGAGUUGAGCUGCAGGCUUGACAAGCCAUCUGAAGCCCCAUCUACCGUCGUCAAGGUUCGAAGUCAGCAUGCUGCGCUCUGAUACAUGGGCGGCCUUAGAUUCUGGAAGGUCCAUUGGAGCAAUGUGCAUUUAUUUCUUAGCCAUAUUAUAGGUAUGCAGUCAAAAUGCUCAUCUCAGGAGAUGAGAUCUAGCUAGUGCUUGGAUAUGUAUGUGCUGGUCAGCUGGUGCCUCUAGUCCUGGAGGUUACCAUAGCUUGUACUGUUGUAUUUGUAGCUAAGAGCAAGUAUGGGCUCACAUUUUCUGGAACUAUUUUUUGUACAAUAAAAAACAAUUCUGAAACUUUAUGUUUUUAUCAAGGGUAACCCCGUGCUUUUCA